UUAUAUGAUAUAAUAACUCAAUAUGGGUGAAAGAUACUUUGCAUGGGAUGAAAUUAUGGAAGAAUUAAUUCUACUUAGCGUGACAAAGGCAGAAGAAGAUCAAGCUAAGCGACGAAGAAAGAAAAUUGUUGCUGUCCCUACAUCGGAAAUUUAUGCUCCACACGCGUAUUUGAUUUUGUAUUAUCGGGAAAUAUUGAAUGAUAGCGAAAAGAUCAGAUUUCGGAAGAAUUAUCUAAGAAAAGUCACACCGGAUGAGCCAGACAUCAUUAUCCUGCAAGACAUCAAGGACCUCGUGCUCUUCCUCCUCGUGACGUCCGUCAGCCCGCAGUUCAUAAAUUUCUUUCACUUGCCGAUCGUAGACCGAUUUUUGAGAGCACUUAUCAUCUACUUCCAACGUUUCGUACAGAUAUGGGAGGACUUGGUACAUGGACGAGCGGCCACCAUGAAGAAGGCGCCUAAUCCACUGGCACGUGGACAUAGAUCUCGAUAUGCCAAUGAUUUGCAUACUCUACGUUGUGUCCUGGGCAGGGAGUACGCGGACUUGCUGCUGGGCUGCCGGUAUGGGCCUCGCUAUCACCACAUGAUAACCGACUCGAAACGCACGGCCACGCAAUCUCAGGGCGAGAAAGAUCUGCGAAUCUUUGAGGCAUUGAUAAGUGUGGCUCAUAGGGUCAUAUGGAUAGCAUUACAGCGGAAACAUUUCACUCUGAUCGAGCUAGAACUGCACAGGUUGCUCCGGACCGAGACGUACAAUACCGCGCAAAGACAAAGCGGCAGUCAGCUUAUUCAGGAUAUGCUGGAGGAUGACAUUCGUAUACUAUAUGGUUCCGAAACAACAAUGAAAACUCGAAAAUUGCUCAGAAAUUCCCCCUUACCUCAUGAACUGAUAUACGGAGAUUGCGACUAUCGUCUUCUAUCGUUAGGCGUAGCAGAUAUCGACAUACACCAUCCAAAAAUCGUUUAUCUAAGAAAUGCUCUUCUUGUCGAUGAGGAAAAGCUAUCUCAAUUAGGGAUCAAAGUGGGCAUAUUGGGUCACAAUCGUUCGGAUUAUGAUAUAAUGUUAAUGCCGCACAAACCAGAGGAGCCAAUAGAAAUUGCUUUGCUCGACAAAAAAUUGUUGGAGAUGCGAAAGAGUAUCUUUGAAAAAGAGGAGGUCGAAAGACUGCCCGAAAGACUGCCUGAAAUAAUGGAGGUGUUCCCAGUGAAAGAAAUUCAGGAGGUAAGCAAGAAAUAUAAAAAGAUUCUCGAAAAAGCCCGGAUAAAAUGGAUCCUUCGAGAGAUAAAACGACGUGAACGCAAAACAGUUGUCUCUGUAAUGGCAACUUUAGACUGAAUGUUCAGAAUAGAAUAAAAUUCUUACAUCUAUAC
Molecule: messenger RNA, 1368 nt
Organism: Acromyrmex echinatior (Panamanian leafcutter ant)
Lineage: Eukaryota; Metazoa; Arthropoda; Insecta; Hymenoptera; Formicidae
Biological process (GO): negative regulation of phosphatase activity
Molecular function (GO): phosphatase binding
Source: RefSeq, a predicted model, not a curated record